AGAAACAAUUCGAUUAUUUUAGUUGUUGGAUUUGUGUGAUUCUGUUCGAAAAUUUGUGGGAAAUUUGAGAAAAUUUGUGAAAACUUGAGUGAUCAAAGUCAAAAAUAAUGUAUAGUCUAAGCAGGGCCGUACUGGCCACAGUGGCCCUAGUUUUGGUGUCCAGGGCCGCAUCUGCCGAAUAUAAAAUCGGUGUCGGAAUUGCAGAUUGUACUGGGCCAAUUGCCGAAGUCAACUUUAUGGGUUAUGCAAAUAUAGCCCAAAAAGGCACAGGAAUCCACCUUCGACAAUUUUCAAGGGCUUUUGUCUUUGAUGAUGGAAAUUCAAGAAAUGUCUUCGUCAGUGUUGACGCCGGAAUGAUUGGCCAAGCUUUGAGAAGAGAU
Molecule: messenger RNA, 380 nt
Organism: Ctenocephalides felis (cat flea)
Lineage: Eukaryota; Metazoa; Arthropoda; Insecta; Siphonaptera; Pulicidae
Product: neutral ceramidase-like
Exons: 3
Biological process (GO): long-chain fatty acid biosynthetic process; ceramide catabolic process; sphingosine biosynthetic process
Cellular component (GO): extracellular region
Molecular function (GO): N-acylsphingosine amidohydrolase activity
Source: RefSeq, a predicted model, not a curated record